AUGGAUGGUUUUUCACAGAAUGUGACAGAACUAAGGCUUUCUGAUAAUCCUGCCUGGGAAGGGGACAGAGGAAACACAAAAGGUGACAAACACGAUGACCUCCAGCGGGCACGUUUCAUCUGCCCCGUUGUGGGCUUGGAGAUGAAUGGCCGGCACAGGUUUUGCUUCCUGCGAUGCUGUGGUUGUGUGUUUUCUGAACGAGCCUUGAAAGAGAUAAAAGCAGAAGUUUGUCACACAUGUGGGGCUGCUUUCCAGGAGGACGACGUCAUCGUGCUCAACGGCACCAAGGAGGACGUGGAAACGCUGAAGAGGAGGAUGGAGGAGAGGAGGCUGAGGGCGAAGCUGGGGAAGGUAACAGAGCCCUGGGGUCCACCCCCACCCCCAGAGUCUUCAGGUGCUGCCAGCUGCCUCUGCCGUGGGGCCAGUGGCAAGCCCCCGAACUGCCCUGCUUUGGGGCGUGCAGUGAUUGAGGCGCUUUUACAACCUUGAAGGGCCUGGGCUCAC
Molecule: messenger RNA, 504 nt
Organism: Leptonychotes weddellii (Weddell seal)
Lineage: Eukaryota; Metazoa; Chordata; Mammalia; Carnivora; Phocidae
Source: RefSeq, a predicted model, not a curated record